AGCUAUUCAGCACAGAGAGAGAGAGGAGGAACAUUUAACUUCAUCUUUUGACAUUUUUUAUUCACUUUUCAAAUGCCAGCACAACUUUAUAGGAGUUUAUCGCUACUGGAGAAGUUAUAAAAUACAAACCCCCAAAGAGUCCGACCCGGGGAGGAUCAACAUGUCGCUCGGGUACAGCCAGCGGUCUCUGGUGGUCAUGUCGUUCCUCGGGGUGUUAUCGGCCAUCAUGUCCGUUCUGUCGGUGAUUUUGAUUUCCCAGCUCCAGUCGCAGCAGACGGCGGUGAAGGAGUCGCCCCCGGCCGCCUCGCUGCUCCUGCCGGCCCCGGUGUGGGCCGCCCUGCUGCCGGUGUCCACGGUGCUCUGCGCGCUGUCCCUCAGCCUCCACCUGAGCGCCGCGGUGGUCUGCGUGCUGCACGGAUACGUCUCCACGGAGGUGUGCCGAGCCGAGGAGGACACGGACAGAGCAGACUGGUUCCUCCUCGACAGCAGAGCCGUGCGGCACGUGGCCAUCGGACUGUUCUGCAUGGGGGUUUCUGUCUACUUGGCAGCCAUGUCCAUCUUCAUGCUCCUCAUCUUCGAGGUGGAGACGGGCAUCGCGAGCGCCUGCGUGCUCUCCUCGGGCAUCCUGGUCCUCCUGGCCGUCGUGAUCCACACGCUGGUCAAAGCUUGCCGCGGCGCCGAGCACUACGGCGGCGACCACCUCGACACCCUCUUCCGGAACGACCACGGCGACGGACACGCGCUCGUCUCGCGGCACCGCGAGCUGAAACUCGACGUGGACCGGCCGCGGCCCCGCCUCCAGCAGCAGAUGUCCUACCCGCCGCCGUGUGGCGACCCGAGGCCGCAGCAGUACCAGCGGCAGUACUCGCCGCCCGGAGGCUCGCGGGGCCACGCCGGCGAUAAAGACGGCUACAGCAGCGGGGGCAGCGGCUCCCGGCUGCACAGGUCCCUCUCGACCGAAUCCGGUCUGCUGCAGGCCCAGACUAAACCCUGGAACGGGGUCAAUAACGAGAUGAGGAGCGUACUCGCACGCAAGUCAGGGAUUUCCGCGAAAGACUCCACUCUGGUUUGAACGCGGAGGAAGUCGAGCUCGUGGUUAGAGACGCGGCUGACGUGACGGGUGUCACUUCAAACAGAUGUGGAACUGUACGAUUGCAAAUGUUCAACCGGUCGCAGAGAAAAAAAAACCUAUCCAAGCUUUCUCCUUUUGAUUAUUAUAGAGGAUUUAAAAAUGUGUAUGGAAAAAGAAAUAUUGAGCACAAGCUUUGAAUAAUAUGUGUUUCGGUGAAUGAGCUCGAUUCAAAACUCACUAUAAAUCUAUGAGUAUGAAUCUGAUAAAAUGUAUAGCUUUAAUUACAAUAAUGUGAAUACUUUAUUCUGCUGUAUAUGGUGGCUUGUUGCCAAAUAUGCGUGUACAGAUGUGUCGUUGUUAUGCGUCGUUCAAUAUUUCAUAUCAACAAAUUAAUACAUUUUUAGACAAAUAUAAUUCAGUUUGAAAAGCAGGAUGUUUUUCAAAGACCUAAAAAAGGAAAUUAAAAUAACGUUUAUGAACGGUUAGCUUUCAAUGUACAUCAUUUCUGUCAAAAGAAAAUAUAAAAUACAGGAAUGUGAUUACAUCGUGUCUGGAGGAAAUACUAACCUUGGACACCUCAGUCCAGAGGUCAUGAGGAAGUGGAAUGUGGAGCAGAGACAAGGGGACUGGGAGGGGGGGUCACGUCAUGUAAGCUUCAUGCAGGAGUCAGGGGGCGAAAUGAAAAGACAGCAGACAAAUAAAACUGAAAACAUGAAGCUCCCACUAACCACAAAAGAGUCAAUAUUUUUGCAGUUAUUGGGCUAUUAAAAUGGCAUUAACUGAAGAAAAAAUAUUGUAAAUGGCUGAUGUCCCAAAACAUGAACAGAUACAAAUUAUCAUGAAGUAUUAAAUAAAACAAAUGUCACAUAUGAACAAAAGGUAUGAUGUGCAGCAAAAUAAUGAAUACAAACAACCGAGGUCACUUUUGUCUCUCGCUUAAAGAAAAUUAUGCAAAAGAUAUUAUGGGAAAAUGUGAAAGUACAAGUGAAUAUUUGGAUAUUUUUGGGGUGGGUUGUGAUGAGCGCGCGUGUAUAUAUAUAUAUAUCUCUACAAUACAAUACUUCUCAAUUAAUCUUUUGAAUGUAUUGUACCCCCAGGAACCGCACUUUUUUCAAAAUAUAUAAAAAAUAAAAUGUCGGUGCAUU
Molecule: messenger RNA, 2217 nt
Organism: Pseudoliparis swirei
Lineage: Eukaryota; Metazoa; Chordata; Actinopteri; Perciformes; Liparidae
Gene: tmem221
Product: transmembrane protein 221
Exons: 3
Coding region: 161-1072 (303 amino acids)
Source: RefSeq, a predicted model, not a curated record